Messenger RNA from Photinus pyralis (common eastern firefly), 1119 nucleotides. RefSeq lists its product as uncharacterized. NCBI's taxonomy places the organism in Eukaryota, Metazoa, Arthropoda, Insecta, Coleoptera, Lampyridae. Gene Ontology annotation, biological process: rRNA processing. Bases 91 to 1113 code for a protein of 340 amino acids. The transcript has 5 exons. The record is from RefSeq and is a predicted model, not a curated record.
CUCACAUAUAGCUGUGCUGUGUGAUCUUAACCUAUAUAUUAAAAAUAAACUUUACUUGUCCUAAACCGAAUAAUCAAUUUACGAACGGAAAUGAAUAGAAAUUUAAUAAACAUUUCAUUUAAUAGGCUGUUUCACAUCUCGUCGCACUACAAUGGACAAGCAAAAACUAUGAGGAAGAUUAUGGGGGAAACUAAAAAGAAAAAGUUUAAGUAUCGUACGGAACCGCUUCUAUCACAACCAUCAACGUUCACUGUGGGAGCAAAUGAAGGAAAGAAAUCGUCUAACACUAGACGAGUGAAUGUACUGAACAAAUUAUUUAUGAGAUACAUUACUGAUCUGAUGUCCACAGGUGAAUGCUCGUCGGCUUUCGUAGGGCAUGGCAUCGAAAUAAAUAACGUGCAGAUCACAUCAGAUUUUUCUUGUGUACGAAUAUAUUGGAGUACUAAGAAUGUUGAAAAUAAGGCGAUCGAAGAGAUUUUGACAAAAAAUGUAGGCAUUCUAAGACACGAAUUGGCACAAUUGAAAAUAGUUGGUGUUGUUCCGAGCUUACAGUUCGUGCGAGAUAAACAAUUUGCGAGAUUGGCCCAGGUUGAUAAGUUGCUAUCAGAGGCGGAUUAUGGAGAUGACCAUGUACCUCUUGAGUUAACUGCAAGAGUUAAGGCACAAUUGCAAUUGAAUACAAGCUUAAAUUCAUACAUGCAAAAAAUUGAGAAACUGGAUAAAACAAGUAACGAAGAAUGUGAUGGUAUACCUUCAAUGCCAAAUGAUGUUUUUGGUUUAAAUCAUUCCAAAAUUAUGGAAGAGAUAACAAGCGCAGCAAAGAAAUCAAAAGCAAUACAUAGGGACAAAUUGCGUGGGGACUUGGAACCUACCACUCUUAUUAAUAAAGAUCCUAUUCAGUUCACUAGCGAACAGGAAGAAAAGGAGGCAUUUCGACAGUUUUUACAAAAGCAGCAGAUUAUGAAAAGUAAAAUGCAAAGAGAUAUUAAAAAACAAAUAGCCGAAUUAGAACGAGUGGAAACUGUAUGGAUCGAACAGCAAGAAAUGGAAAAUGAAACUGUAGAUGAAAAAGAUUUUAUUGAUGAUGAUUUUGAUAGUUUUAAUAAAAGUUAAUAAUGU